This is a messenger RNA of Amoebophrya sp. A120, 4264 nucleotides long. Lineage: Eukaryota; Dinophyceae; Syndiniales; Amoebophryaceae. The record is from the annotation of a GenBank genome assembly.
GAGACGAAAAUCGCUUCUGGUUUAUUCUUCUCGAAGUUCCAGGAGAGACUGGAGGCUUUAGGGAUGACCUUCGAGGUACUAAAUUCCGCUGGGAACAAGAUGGAGAUCGUCAACAGCAACUUCUUGAAUUCCGAUACCGCUGUGUCCCUCCGGAAGCCGAGCGGCGUGAAAUUAGAUCACGGCGACACGCGGCUGCGGAUUGCGUAUUUGCAGCUGAUCGGGCAGGGGUUGUUGACGGUGGAACAAUCCGGUAUCGUGGAUUCGACCGCUUUUUUGACGCAACAAGCGGUGACGAAAACGACAUUACGGAACAAGAGCGUCCGCCCGUUAUUAGUGUCCGCUUUUGACCAGCUGAAAGACCAAGCAGUUUCCUUCUGGACUACCAGCACCGCGAACAGCAAAACCUCGACCGCGUAUUGGGAGCAGAUCCAGAACAAGUACAAGGCGAAAUCCGCGUAUGUCCGGCGGUCCUGGCCACUGACGAAGGACGAUGGAACAACUCAUCAGGGCUUUGAAUACGACAUUCUGGUGGAACUCCAAGACGUGACCAUGAAGGAGAUCGCGGUGUUGAAGUCCAGUUUGCAGCAACUUGGUGUGAAGCAGAAGUUCAAAGAGUUGAUCACAACCACCUUCGCCGCAGCGACCACCCCAUCAGCCAUGACGAUCACGUUUGAACAAGAUACCAACUCUGUCCUCCAAGUGAAGCAGAAAUCCCACACGGAGUUCACAAUCCAACUCGCGAUCGGCCCGAAAUCGAAAUUCGCCUGCCCGGCGUUGACGUCCGCGAAGGGUAUGAUCGAUAAAAACGCCUGGAAGGGGUUUGAUCAGUUGAAAGUGUACUACGAUGUGGAUAAAGAUGAGGUGGUGCAAACACCACAGUUCAACGCCGCACAGGAUUUACCUGCUGGGUGUACCCUGCAGGAAAUCAUCGAUACUUGCGGCAAGUACAAGAAGGGGAAGAUCUAUGGAAGGAAAAAAAGUUUGUCACAGUCACUACUUGCAGCAUUAGCAGGUUUUGCAUGAGAAAUUUCAUUUCUGGCGUCCUCACAGCUUUUUCCUGUAUUGCAGAAACGCCAAGUUGUAGAAAGAAAUCUUACACAAAGCGUGUCUGUCAUGCAUUUUGAUGCAUGACAGGCGUUUUUGUAUUGCAGAAGUGCCCAUGAUGAGGGAUCGCGGCGAACUUUUUUUGUUGCAUAAGAUCCAUGAGCGGUGGCCGGAGUGGGGCAACAACCCACCGGAAUACGACAACGGCGAGGGUUUAGCAAAAACCGCUUUCUUAUGCAUUGCAAAAAUGUCUGGGUCUGGAAGGUUGCAACUUGUAAUGCUAAUUCUGGAUCGUGCAUAAAUCUGUGUUGCAUGAAUGCCAAAAGCUGUCCACUUUUGACCAAGUUGAGAGGAAGUUUCUCAUGCAGGAAAGGCAUGGCAGGGACCUCGUAGAGUCUGUCAUACUAAGUCCCGCACUCCAGACCUCAUGGGUCAUGGAAAAUCUGCAUGACAAGUUUACAACUUUCCAGACCCAGACAUUUUUGCAAUCCAUAUUUCUGGGGCUUCGCGGAAAAAGGGACCAUCAAAACUCUCGAGUGGGAGGGCCAGAACACUGGCGAGGGGAAGGUCCGUAUACUUUUCGGCAACUGCGCGCCACCGAUGUGCAACCGGGGGAACAACGGGAUCGACUCCAGGAAUUGGUCCUCGGCUUCCCUUAUGGAUUGCAAAAAUGUCUGGGUCUGGAAAGUUGGAACUUGUGAUGCUAACUUUGGACUCUAAAAAAAUCUGUAUUGCAUGAUCAGCAAGAGAAGUCUGGUUUGUGCUACGCGGGGAGGGCAUUUGUCAUGCGGAAUAGGCAUCAGGAAGCCCUCUAAAAAUCUGUGACGCUAGGCCAUGCAUUACAGACAUCCUGGGUCAUGCAAAAUAUGCAUGACAAACCCGGCAACAUUCCAGACCCAGACACUUUCGCAAUCCAUAUCCCUCUCGCCGCAUCGGGGUGGAACCAAGGGGUGGACCAGCUACCAGCACGUGGCAGGUGGCCAGCUCACCUGGGGCCCGAGUAACAGCGUCGCCAACCUAUCAAAUGCAAAUACGUUUGGGUCUGGGAGAUUGCGAGAUUUGUCAUGCUAGUCUGGCAUGACUCUAAACUCUGUAUUGUGUGGCCGCAAAGAGUUCCUCUUGCUUGUCAUACAAAAACGCAGUUUCUCAUGCGGAAUACGCAACUCAGAACCAUGGUAAAACUUGUCAUGCUUGGCAGCGCAUUACAGUGCGCUCCCUAUUCCCUUCCUUGCAUCACAAAUUUCCAGACCCAGACAUAUUUGCAAUCCAUACAACCCGCGGAUUUACGACUUUCCGCACCACCGGUUUUCGAAGGAGCACGAGUACGGAAACCUCCGGCUGCAAUUAAGGUCGAACCGGGAAGCCACGCAGCGAGAUUCGCAAAUCGCGGUUUUGAUCAUCUACCACUUCGAGUACGAUACCAGGGACCAGACUUAUGGGGGCUGCAAGGGCUCGCCCGGCUGGUCGGAUGUGGACAGUCAGAAAACGGCGCUGAUGAGCAUGAUGAAGAAAUCUACGGUUGACGGGUUGGAAUCGAUGUUUGGUGGGAACGUACCGCAGUUAUCCGACACCUACGCGAACGACGUGGAAAUUGGAGCGGGGCAUUCGGAAGAUUUGAAAUUCGACUUGAUGCUAUCGGAGUUGCCGUCGAUCGGGUUGUUAACCUCCGCGCAGUCCUCUGCCUACCCGUAUCCUGAGUAAAAACGUCCCCACACCAGAGUUGUAAUGCAGAUUUGCAAAGACACGAAGACUUGUAAUGCGCAUCCCCAUGAGAGCCAUUUCCAAUCGUGUUUUGGAAUUUGUAUGUAAUGCUGUGAACAGGAUGAGCAGAUGAAUCUGUGACGCGGCUGCACUUGCUAACCUGCACUACACUGCAGAGUGCAACUUGUCACGCGUGACUCACAAACCUCCUAGGUUUGUGUUGCAAAAUCUCCAUCCUGACUCUGGUGUGGGUACGUUUUUGCUCAGGAUAACCCGUAUGAGUUGAUCACUCUGUCUUUCGCCAUGCCGGUGGUGGACGAUCAGAUUCAGGGAGUGUUUGAACCCGAGCAGUAUGGGGGGAGUAAUGUCGACACCAGUCUGCGGACGAAGUUCAUCCAGACCAUCAACAGCAAAACCAUGGCAUAUAAAGACGCGACAGACCCCUGGAAGGGGAAUCUGGACUACUUGAAACUCGCACCGAACAGCUUUGAUGGAUUGACUGCGACGGAGUUCCGCUUCUUUGAGAGUGAACUGAAGAUCGAUGCUUUACCCGCAGAUAAAUCCGCCUACGUGUACUUAGAGAAGGACAACGGGAUGGAAAACGCGAUUGUGAAUACUUUGUACCCACUGUCUACUAGCACAACCCCAGCCGAAACGACCUUCACCUACGACAUCGGCGCCUCGGACAUCGGUGUCUGCCCGGUUGUGGAUGUCGAAACCGCGGCGAGUACAGCGGGUGGAAGUACAACCUCUGUCAGCAACAUUCCCUUGAUCCUCUCCCUCGCAAACAUGCGGGACAGCUACCAGAACGGGGUGCAGGUACCGGAGCGGAAGGAGUUGCAACUGGUUAUCAAAGUGAAAAAUCCCCCCUCUCCAUAUCAAAGCCGAAAUCUGUGAUGCGGGAUUUGUGUACACAAAUCCAAUCUGUCUAGCAGUAGAGGACUGCAGGCAGAUGCAGCGCCUGAGUAGGGGCGUUUUGCUGUAGACACCUAGCAAGGCAGGCAUAUCCUCUGUAGGUGAUACAGCAUUACAAAGUGCCGGCGAAACGCGGCUGAUUCUCUGGGUUUGCCCUCUUGCAAUACAGGGACGAUUUGUGGUCACAAAUCAGCAUCACAGAUUUUCAAUAAUGCCCCUUUUUGGUAUGGGGAGGGGGGAUUUUUCCUCACAAUACUGGUGAAAGCCUUCACGGAGCAGCUGACGAGUGUUCGGAAAGCAAGGUUAUCAAAUGUAAAAAUGUCUGGGUCUGCUGGAACGAUGCAAGGUUUGUCAUGCACAUUUUGCAUGAGUCCUGAUGUCUGUGAUGCAUGCCCUAGCGUCACAGAUUAUGCGAGGGCUUUCUGAUGCCUAUAGCGCAUUAGAAAUGCCCUCUCGCAAUGGCAAAAACUGGACCUCUUUUGCUGCUCAUGCAAUACAAAUUUUUUUAGAAUCCAAAAACAGCAUCACAAGUUGCAAUCUUCCAGACCCAGACAUUUUUACAAUCCAUAAAGGUUUGAGAAGCAACUGAAAACGUUCGAGCGGG